Messenger RNA from Stegostoma tigrinum, 1859 nucleotides. RefSeq names its product zinc finger, AN1-type domain 1 (gene zfand1). Lineage: Eukaryota; Metazoa; Chordata; Chondrichthyes; Orectolobiformes; Stegostomatidae. Gene Ontology annotation, molecular function: zinc ion binding. Gene Ontology annotation, biological process: cytoplasmic stress granule disassembly. The record is from RefSeq and is a predicted model, not a curated record. The transcript has 8 exons. The coding region runs from base 452 to 1258 and encodes 268 amino acids. Gene Ontology annotation, cellular component: cytoplasmic stress granule; cytoplasm.
GUUUAUCCUCAUUUUACCCCCAGGAUUGCAGCGGGCCGGGAGAGCUCCUACCUCUCUUGUUCUUGGUGCCGCUUCUCCGCGCGAUCUCCAGCUCUCUCUGGAUUCUGUUCUCCAGGAAUUCCUGCUUCUUGGUCAACAUCUCCUCGGUCUCCCUGAGCCGGUGGAGAGCCUCCUGCGGGCUCGGGCCCUGUUUCCGGGAGUGGGAUCGGGACCGGGACGAGCCGGACCCCGAGCCGGAGCUCGAUCCGCUCUUGAAGAUGUUGGAAAUUUUGUUCAUAACGACAAUCCGGCGCCUCGAGCCCGACACAAAAACACAGCUCGCGACCUACUGGAGCACACUUCCGGCUGCUACGCUGUCAAUCAACCGGAGGGCGCUGGGCUGUGUCUGACGUCACUCCGGGAAACGCGCCUCUCAAUCGAUGAGGGGGCGGGGAGUCCGCCUGGUGUCAAAAUGGCGGAGUUGGAGAUUGGUAAACAUUGUGAGGUACAGCAUUGCCGUCAGUUAGAUUUUCUACCAUUUGUUUGUGAUGGAUGUUCAGGAAUUUACUGCCUUGAACAUAGAGGUAAAGAUGCUCAUGGCUGCUCUGGGGUAUGUUUAAGAAAACCAGUGAAAUCUGAAGGAACCUAUUCUUACAAAUGUACAUAUGAAAGCUGUAAGGCAAAAGAAGUCUUGCCAGUAAUUUGCUCACAUUGCAAGAAACAUUUUUGUUUGGGUCAUCGACACCAGUCAGAUCACAAUUGUGAAAAACAAGAGUUGCCUAAAUCACACUUGGGUGUUUCUCAGCAAGUGGUUAAAGAGUCAUUUGCCAGAGAUGCAGUCUCUGUUCCACUGAAGAAAGGUAGAAGAGGUGCAAAGAACGAUGCAACAGCUGCAAAAGUAGCACUUAUGAAGAUGAAGUUACAUGCUGUUGGAGACAACUCCGUACCACAGAGUGAGCGACGAUAUUUCCAAGUUUUUUUGCCAAAAGGAAGCAAAGAGAAAAGCAGCUCGAUGUUCUUUUGUUGCAAAUGGAGUAUUGGAAAAAUGGUGGAUAAUGCUGCUUCACUGUUAAACCUUCGGAAUGACAAUAAUAUUUUGGCAUCUAAGAAAUUGCGACUCUGCCACGGUGAAUCAGGAAAUGCCUUGCCUAUGGGCCAAACUUUGGAAUUGUGGAUAUCAAAUACUGACAGCCCACUAAUCAAUGGAGGAACAAUUAUCCUUGAAUAUUUAGACAAUGAUUGUAUGAAAGUAGAAAACAUAAAUUCAUACAUGGAAUGACAGUUAUUAAAGUGAACAAAUGUAAUCAUUUGUAGGAAAGUACUCUGAAGAAAAUUUAUUCUGUUAUCAUAUCCAAGAUGACCUUUAAACACUGUAAAUUAUACAGCCUUCUUUAUAUUGCUAGCUGUUGUCAUUUAUUUAAGUGUAAAACGUUUUAUUUAGAAUAAAUCUGUCUAAUGUAAUUGUUACAUGCUUGAUGGGUAAUUUCAGAUGAUGUUUAACCUUUCCUCUAUUUAGAGAAAAAAUAAAUUUCCCAAAUUAUGUCUUCUAUAUCUGAUGCUUUUUUCAUCUGGAUAAUCUAUUACUUAAAUCACGUUAGGGACUCUCCUUCGCCAUAUAAAAUUAUGUAACUGCCCUUGGAAUAAUGUGAGAAAAUCUUAAUGUAAAUGUUAAAUUAAAAACGGAGUAUAUAAGAGUGUUACAUUUUAAACAGGUUUUUUUGGCAACUUGGUAUUUUGGAAGUGUCUCUUAAUGGAAUGGGCAGAGAUGACAUCUGAAAGUUUAAUCAGCUUGAUGCAAAUGUCAAAAGGUUAUUUGUUAAAUUACUGGAUUAACGUAAACUAUCAUUACAAGGUUUUACCCCACAAGUCAUGUAAACACU